AUGUUUCAUUCCCUAAACCAUCUGUCUGCUUUUGUUAUUCUCUUAUUUUAUUCAUCAAUUUGUAUCGAAGCUUUCGAUCUACUUCGUCGUCACCUCGCCAGCAUUUCUCAAACUCCAUUUCUACCAGGGGAUGAUCCUGGCGAGCCGCUCUUUCUGACACCUUAUUUAGAAACAGGUCAAAUCGAUCUAGCUCGUAACUUAAGCCAAGUACAUUUACAACCAGCUUAUUCUUCUCUAUCCUAUUCCGGCUAUUUAACUAUCAAUAAGACAUGUAAUAGUAGUCUAUUUUUUUGGUUCUUUCCUGCUCAAAAUGGUCAUGUUGAUUCGCCGUUGGUUGUUUGGUUACAAGGUGGACCUGGUGCAUCGUCUCUUUUUGGUCUUUUCUCCGAGCAUGGCCCAAUUCAAGUCGACGAAAAUGAGCAGCUUCAUCCAAGAAAUAUCACUUGGAAUUCUAAAUAUCAUCUUCUCUUUAUUGAUCAACCGGUUGGCACUGGCUUUAGUUUUACUGCCGCCGAUCAAUGCUAUGUGCAUACUGAAGAUGAAGUAGCACGUGAUCUUUACGCGAUGCUCAUCCAAUUCUUUCAAAUUUAUUACGAAUAUGCGUCGUGUCAUUUCUAUGCUACUGGCGAGUCCUAUGGUGGCAAAUAUGUACCAGCUAUUGUUUAUAAAAUUCACACAGAAAAUCCUCAAGCCAAAUUAAAAAUCAAUCUAAAAGGAAUGGCCAUCGGUAAUGGUUUGAUAGAUCCUUAUAAUCAAUGGGAUUAUGGACCAGCGAUGUAUCAAAUGGGUUUGAUUGAUCAACGACAACUAGAAUAUGUUAAUUUAUUGACAGCAUUAGUGCGUGAAGCCAUCCGACAAGGUCAAUAUCAACAAGCUUACUCUAUUUUUGGCGAUCUUUUCGAUAGUUUCUAUCCAAAUAAGACCGGUAUGAUUGAUGCUGACGAUUAUCUUCGUACCAAUUUUCCCGACGAUUACUUCUACUAUAUUCCUUGGGUGAUGGCAAGUGAGCACCGUCGUCAAAUUCAUGUAGGCAAUAUGACAUAUAAUGAUGGUGAAAAAGUACAGAUUGCUCUUCAAGAUGAUGCGAUGCAGUCAAUUGCAAGCAAAGUAGCGAUGAUAGCCAACAAUGACUAUAAAGUAUUGAUUUACAAUGGACUGCUUGAUGUCAUUAUUCCUUCUUCAGUGACGAUGAAUUGGAUUGAUAAACUCGAAUGGAACUAUGCCGAUCAGUUGCGUAGUGCCGAACGCAUUGUUUGGAAAGUGAAAGAAGACGAUCGAGAGGUAGCUGGUUAUCUGAAGCAAGCACAUUCUUUCUUUUUGGCUUGGGUUCGGAAUGCUGGUCACUCGGUUCCUAGUGAACAACCACGUGCAGCCUUUGAUCUCAUCGAUCGUUUCAUUUCUGCUACAUAA
Molecule: messenger RNA, 1410 nt
Organism: Rotaria socialis
Lineage: Eukaryota; Metazoa; Rotifera; Eurotatoria; Philodinida; Philodinidae
Source: the annotation of a GenBank genome assembly